This is a messenger RNA of Penicillium hordei, 219 nucleotides long. Its product is annotated as Major facilitator superfamily domain general substrate transporter. The coding region runs from base 1 to 219 and encodes 72 amino acids. The record is from RefSeq and is a predicted model, not a curated record. Lineage: Eukaryota; Fungi; Ascomycota; Eurotiomycetes; Eurotiales; Aspergillaceae. The transcript is spliced from 2 exons.
AUGUUCUCAGAAGGCGCAACACUACUGCGGCACAAACGGAUAUCAGAAUCUGUGCUGUCUUUCUUCUUGGUCAUUAUCAUGAUGCACGACAGCUCCGACUCGACAUCUGUCAAGCCUAAUCCGGCUCCGUUCACGGUUGCUGUAGCUAGCUUCGCGAACAAGUUCUGCAUUGGUACACUCUAUGCUCUAAGCACGCUCCAGGCACAGCUAUCUGACUAG